Messenger RNA from Adineta ricciae, 378 nucleotides. The record is from the annotation of a GenBank genome assembly. NCBI's taxonomy places the organism in Eukaryota, Metazoa, Rotifera, Eurotatoria, Adinetida, Adinetidae.
AUGAAAUCAGUCAACUGCCCGACUCGCAACGGAACACAUAUCCACUUAUGGGGUUCUACUGCUGGUAACACGCUCGUUCAAAAGUAUGAUCGCGGUUGGGAACCAGAAGUAACGUAUACAGGCUUCACAACAGUCAUCCGUUUUCCCACUACCCCAUGGGUUCCUAGGCAUUUCUAUUAUGCUACAUUUGACCGUGUGGCGAACAGUACUGAAUUCUGUGAUCCCGAGUCAGCAUCUGUGACUGAUCCCACCUUCUGGGUAUACAGUAUAUGGAAUUCAGCAUUAUCGUCGACAGCAACCACAACUACGACUCCUUUCACAACAGUUACAGUGACUACAAAGCUAACACUGACAACCAGUCUAUCGAUAAUCUCCUAA